Cornus florida is the source of this 1618-nucleotide messenger RNA. RefSeq lists its product as uncharacterized. NCBI's taxonomy places the organism in Eukaryota, Viridiplantae, Streptophyta, Magnoliopsida, Cornales, Cornaceae. Bases 513 to 1076 code for a protein of 187 amino acids. The record is from RefSeq and is a predicted model, not a curated record. The transcript has 4 exons.
GUUUCUUCCGGACUAUAGAAUUUAGAACUCUAUUCAGGACAUUCAUCGCCGUCCCCUUCUCUCUCUCUCUCUCUCUCUCUCUCCAAUUGGAAACGAUCAAGCAGGUAUAUUCAUUUCGAUGGCUAACAACUCUCAUCUGGGAUACUUUUGGGAGCUCAAAUACCUCAAUGUAUAUGUAUUUUGAAAUUUGAAGAAAGUGGAGGUAAAAGUUAGCUUUUUCGAAUUCAUAAUAAUGAGAAGGUAAUGCCCUUUUACUGUUUAGGGUAAGUUUGUGUGAUGAAAAGUUGAAGUCCUCUUGGAUUCAAUUAUGACUCAGGAGUGAUAGAAAGGUGGUUUAUUUAUUGUGUUUGAUGGUUUCUGACCACAAUUGUUUGAAAAAACAGCAUUUUCAUUUGAUCAAUGUGAUGGGUUAGCUGAAAGGGUUUUUGGGUUUUGCUUAUACUGGGUAGAAAUUUUUAUUUUUGUUGAUAUUGAGAGGAUUAAAGGGUAAGAGCAGAGAUAUUGAGCAUGUGAUGGAUCGUGUAGAUUCGAAAGGAAGUGAUCUUGAUGUUGAUUUAGAAAGUGGUGGGACUACAAGUGACGAAGAUGGAAGUAAAGACCUGAGUUCAAGUGAUGAGCAUGCAAAGAAACUGUUGGGUAGGGUUUGGAGUGGCCUUUUGGGAUUAGAUGGAACCACAGGGGGUGGAGAUGGUUUGGCUUCAUACAACAAGCUUUUAAAUUCUGGUGAUGUUACUGUUGCAAAUAUGCAAAUAUUAUCGGACAAGUAUGGACAAGAUCUGACGGGUUCUGUGGGGAAGAAAUUGAAGGAGAAGCGGAAUAAGAUGAGCUCCAAAAAGCCUCCCAAACCACCCCGCCCGCCCAGAGGUCCAGCACUGGAUGCAGCUGAUUUGAAGUUGGUCAGAGAAAUCUCUGAGCUUGCCUUGUUAAAGCGCAAAAGGAUUGAACGGAUGAAGGCCUUGAAGAAAAUGAAAGCAGAGAAGCCAAUGUCAUUUAAUAGUAAUCUGUUUGCAAUGAUUGUCACCUUUCUCUUCUGCUUUGUGAUAAUCUUUCAAGGUCUUUUGGGUUCUCACAUAUGACGCCAGUCGAUGUGUUCCUUCAUCAAAUUGCACCAAGAAUGUGCUUUAAAAAUCCUUCACUCAACAGAUUUCCAGUCAACAGCGUGUGGUGGUAUUCAAGUUGUAUACUUCAACAACCCAUCCACAACUGCAAGUACAAGCAGUGGACCUAGUUCUGGGUUUCUCAAGUAUGCAAUAUGAUGUUCGUCAUUCCUUUUUCGAUUAAUUUGCUUCCAGUAAAGUCGAGUUUUCUCUCUGGGCUUUCUGCAGUUACACACAACAUGUAGAUUUGGACCUAAGAGGAAGUAACCAAUUUGCAGGAUGAGGAAUGAAUUAAUUUGAUGUAACCUAAAUUUUCUGUAGUGGAGGUUUUUAGGGUGUCACUUGAAGUUUGUAUGCAUUUUAAAUCCCAUGUGUGGGGUAAUCUUUGUUAAUGCUUCUGUUGAGGAUUAGCCACAAACAGUUUUUGUGAUCAAAACUAUAUUAGAGGGUUUUUUUUUUUUAAAACAAAAAUUUAGAGUAAGGACUUUUGCUAAUAUAUGAGUCUCUUCUUGUUUAUAUUA